This is a messenger RNA of Verticillium dahliae VdLs.17, 870 nucleotides long. RefSeq lists its product as uncharacterized. Lineage: Eukaryota; Fungi; Ascomycota; Sordariomycetes; Glomerellales; Plectosphaerellaceae. The transcript has 2 exons. Gene Ontology annotation, molecular function: DNA-directed DNA polymerase activity. Gene Ontology annotation, cellular component: nucleus; delta DNA polymerase complex. Bases 1 to 870 code for a protein of 289 amino acids. The record is from RefSeq and is a predicted model, not a curated record. Gene Ontology annotation, biological process: DNA replication; DNA synthesis involved in UV-damage excision repair; DNA strand elongation involved in DNA replication.
AUGGCCUCUACGUACGGCUCCGUCACGAAUCCAAACAUGAAGAGGCGCGAGCGCAAGAGCAGGCCGCAGGCCCAGCCGGCGCCAAAGCCCGCCGAGAAGAAAGCCCCAGCGGCGGCGGCGGCGCCCAGCCCGGCGCCCGAGGUCAAGGAGGAGACCAAGCCGGCGGCGGCCAGAGACAUGUUUGCCAAAAAGGCGGGCGCAGGUGCCGCGGCGCCGGCCAAGGCUGCGCCUUCGCUUAAGCGCGGCGGCUCGUCGGGCAUCAUGUCUGCGUUUUCCAAAGCGGCGGCCAAGGCCUCGAAGGGAGGCUCCAAGCCGUCGUCCAACGCGUCCACGCCCAAACCGGUCGACUCGCCCGCGCUGUCGGAUGACGGCGAAGACGACGAAGACCCGCUGCCUGCGCCGAAGAGGGCUGCUGCAGAAGGGGGCCGCAAAUCUCGACAGGACCGCGAGGCGGCCCUCCGGCAGAUGAUGGAGGAGAGCGAGGACGAGCCAGAGGACGAGGAGGACAAGGAUGAGGAGGAGGAGGAAGCGGCGGCAGACGAGCCUAUGGAGGACGUGCACGAGCCAGCGCUCGACAGGAAGACUGACAUCCCGGCCAGGCAAUCUGAAGAGGUCGUGGCGAGCACAGGCGACGGGCGGCGUCGCGGCAAGCGGCGCGUCAUGAAAAAGACACAGACGGUGGACAAGGAGGGUUAUUUCGUCACGACGCAAGAAGAAGCCUGGGAGUCAUUCUCGGAAGACGAGCCCGCGCCUCGAGCGCCUGCACUCGCCAAGGUGGCUGCGGCGCCGAGCUCUGGGACGCAGCCCAAGGCGAAGAAGGCAGCGCCCAAGGGCCAGGGCAACAUUAUGUCUUUCUUUUCAAAGAAGUGA